This is a messenger RNA of Eublepharis macularius, 447 nucleotides long. RefSeq names its product porwaprin-a-like. The transcript is spliced from 3 exons. Gene Ontology annotation, biological process: antibacterial humoral response; innate immune response. Bases 35 to 262 code for a protein of 75 amino acids. Gene Ontology annotation, cellular component: extracellular region. Lineage: Eukaryota; Metazoa; Chordata; Lepidosauria; Squamata; Eublepharidae. Gene Ontology annotation, molecular function: peptidase inhibitor activity. The record is from RefSeq and is a predicted model, not a curated record.
AGUGCUCCAUCCGAACACUCACCAGUGUUUUGCCAUGAAGUCCAGCGGCCUCGCCCUCCUCCUCCUUGUGGGGUUCCUCACUCUCUGGGCUCUGAUGCCCCCUGCCUCUGCUCAAGAGAAGCCUGGAAAAUGUCCCAAAGCACCACCAGGUACUGUUGCCCCAUGCAUCGCAAAGUGCGAAAAUGACUCGGGCUGCCCUGGCCCCCAAAAGUGCUGCGACUGGGCGUGCACGAGAGCCUGUUUCGACCCCGUCAAGAACUAACCUCGUCUGAACUGCAGAAUCUUUGACAGCAGCCCGUGCAGAAGAAUUCCUCCUCUCAAAAAUGAAUGCACCAGCUUGGCCCCUGAUCUCACUUCCCUAUCCUGCAGUUUCUCCACCUGCGGCACCCCUAAUCGUAUUCUUAAGUCUGAAACGUCAUGCUGGAGGGGAAUCAUAAUUAAAGAGAA